UUUUUUCAUUUUUGCGCCUUGAGUUUUGAAUUUCUCCGUGGGGCACCUUCUCCAACUUUCUAGACCAAUCUCGCUCUCUCUCACUCUCCAAACGAAGUCUACUUCUGCAACUCAACAAUGCUCCCUGCCAACUUCAAUUCAUUAUUCACUUCCAAUCAAUGGCCACUCUUUUCACUACUCCAUACUCUUGCUCUUCAUGGGCUCUCCAGAAAACCCAAAAUCACAUGCCUUCUACUCCUCUCUUCAAACACCCAUUUGCCCAAAAAAACCACCUCUCAUCUUUCCUCUUUUCCAGGCAAAAACCCAAAAGACACUGCAAAUUUUCUGUCAAAGCUGAGCAAGAAAAUGAAAACCCUUCUACUUCUUCUUCUUCGGUUGCCGUAGUUUCAGAAAAAGAUGAUACCCAGAAGAGGGAUUUGUCUGCAGAGGGUGAAUUGGAGAGAAAGGGCGAGUCUGAAUCUGAAGAGAGAGAGAAACAGCAAGAACUGGAUUGGAAGACUGACGAGGAGUUCAAGAAAUUCAUGGGUAAUCCUUCGAUUGAGGCUGCAAUAAAGCUCGAAAAGAAGAGGGCUGAUAGGAAGCUCAAAGAUCUUGAUAGAGAAAGUAGUGAUAACCCAAUUGUGGAGUUCUUAAAUAGAGUGGUUCGUGACAGUUUGGCCAGAGAGAAAGAGAGGCUAGAGAAAGCAGAGGAGACAUUCAAGGCUCUUGAUCUCAACAAGUUAAAGAACUGCUUUGGGUUUGAUACAUUUUUCGCAACCGAUGUCAGGAGAUUUGGUGAUGGGGGAAUAUUUAUUGGGAAUUUGAGGAGGCCCAUUGAGGAAGUCGUACCCAAAUUGGAGCAGAAGCUAUCUGAAGCAGCAGGGAGGGAGGUUGUCCUGUGGUUCAUGGAAGAAAAAACUGAUGACAUUACAAAACAGGUUUGUAUGGUGCAACCCAAAGCAGAGAUGGAUCUCCAAUUUGAAUCAACGAAGCUGAGCACUCCUUUGGGUUAUGUUAGUGCAGUAGCUUUAUGUGUUACAACUUUUGGUACAAUUGCGUUGAUGAGUGGCUUCUUCCUUAAGCCUGAUGCUACAUUUGAUGACUACAUAGCUGAUGUUGUGCCUCUCUUUGGCGGCUUCCUUUCCAUUUUGGGAGUUUCUGAGAUAGCCACAAGGGUUACGACAGCUCGUUACGGUGUUAAGCUCAGCCCAUCUUUUCUUGUGCCCUCUAAUUGGACGGGAUGCUUGGGCGUGAUGAACAACUAUGAGUCUCUGUUGCCAAAUAAAAAGGCUCUUUUUGAUAUUCCAGUGGCACGGACAGCUAGUGCAUACCUGACAUCGCUAGUACUUGCAGUUGCUGCAUUCGUGGCUGAUGGCAGCUUUAAUGGGGGUGACAAUGCAUUGUACAUACGGCCACAGUUCUUUUAUAAUAACCCUUUGCUCUCUUUCAUCCAAUUUGUUAUUGGACCAUAUACGGAUGAUCUUGGAAAUGUAUUACCUUAUGCAGUUGAAGGUGUGGGAGUUCCUGUUGAUCCCCUUGCUUUUGCUGGACUCUUAGGCAUGGUGGUUACUUCUCUGAACUUGUUGCCAUGUGGAAGACUUGAAGGAGGCCGCAUAGCGCAAGCAAUGUUUGGAAGAAGCACUGCCAGUUUGUUAUCUUUUGGCACUUCUUUCCUGCUCGGCAUUGGCGGCCUGAGUGGAAGCGUCCUUUGUUUGGCAUGGGGGCUUUUUGCAACCUUCUUCAGAGGCGGAGAAGAAGUACCGGCGAAGGAUGAGAUCACCCCACUGGGAGACGACAGGUAUGCGUGGGGUUUCGUCCUCGCCCUCAUCUGUUUCCUUACCCUUUUCCCAAAUGGAGGAGGGACAUUCUCCAGCUCCUUUUUCAGUGAUCCAUUUUUCAGAAAUGAUUUGUAAAUAGGAUAGUUGUAUGUAUUGUUGUGUAUUAUACAUAACCUCUACAUGGUUCAGUUAGAGGCUGUACUUAACCAGUUGUAUUAUUAUGUAAUCAUAACCUCUCCAUGUUUAAGUAGAGACUACUUCACCAGUUUCAACUCUACCAAAAUAAUGUAAAAAUACAUAUAGAUGUUGUAAAUGGGAAGAAACGAGUCUCUGGUUCUCCAUUUCAGAAGACGACGUAAAUUGCAGUAGUUGCUCUUUCUCAAAUCGAAAAUCAAGGAGUUUAAUUCCUGUUUCUAGUUUAAAAUUUUGCUUCUGCUGGAAACCAAAACAGACCAUGAAUUUAUGUAAAUUAUGCUUGUUAUAAGAGGAGAACCUCACUCCGCAAAAGAUAUUGAUGCAAUCGGCAAACAUCAAGAUUUAAAUAGGGUAAGUUUUUCAUGCAAACUGGGAAAAUUACAAUUUUCAUACAAGGGAUGGGACAAAAUUUAUCAUUACAAAAUUUGGUCAAGGAAGCAAAACAUGUUGAGCAAGUUGUAAAUUUUGCCGGUUUGGUUAGUGUUUUUGCUUUGUAUUUUUUACUUUUGCUAGUGUACUGUAGCGAAGUAAAAGCACGAAAUAUGUUUAGUAAUAUUUGUUGUGCUUUUAAAUAGUAUUGAAACGCUUCCAAAAUUAAGGCCAAAAUUAGAAGCAUCAAAAUAAUACUUUCGUUUGCUUCCGCACUGUAGCAAACCAUUCAAACAAAAAAAAAAAAAAAAAAAAAAAAAAUAAUAUUUUUAACUAAUCAUUCAAAAUAUCAAACUUGUAAUACUUUUUACCAAAAACACUUUCAUGUUUUUACUUCUAAAAAUUUGUAACAAAUUUACGUUACCAAAUAAGCUUCUAAAUAGUGUUGAACACACCCUAAAAGCAGAAAUAUUACUUCUGUUUGGGAUCAAAGCAAAAGCACAAAACAACUAUGAUUGCUAAACACAAGGGCGGAGUCAGAAUUUUAUUUCAGAGGGGUCACAAUGCACUUGUUAUAAAAAAAAAAAAAAAAAAAAUUAAUAAA
Cornus florida is the source of this 2925-nucleotide messenger RNA. Its product is annotated as probable zinc metallopeptidase EGY3, chloroplastic. The transcript is spliced from 6 exons. Bases 159 to 1892 code for a protein of 577 amino acids. The record is from RefSeq and is a predicted model, not a curated record. NCBI's taxonomy places the organism in Eukaryota, Viridiplantae, Streptophyta, Magnoliopsida, Cornales, Cornaceae.